Centruroides sculpturatus (bark scorpion) is the source of this 3922-nucleotide messenger RNA. RefSeq names its product TWiK family of potassium channels protein 18-like. Gene Ontology annotation, molecular function: potassium ion leak channel activity. Lineage: Eukaryota; Metazoa; Arthropoda; Arachnida; Scorpiones; Buthidae. The transcript has 4 exons. The record is from RefSeq and is a predicted model, not a curated record. Gene Ontology annotation, cellular component: membrane. Gene Ontology annotation, biological process: stabilization of membrane potential; potassium ion transmembrane transport. The coding region runs from base 2351 to 3751 and encodes 466 amino acids.
ACACCAGGAAUAAUAAAAUCUCUGUUCGAGCUUCUGACGGACGACGCAAAUUACAACCCUCCGCCGGAAGACAGACCCGGAGGCUUCAACUGGAACGAAUAGAACAGGCCCCGACAAUAGCGGCGCAAACUUGGGUCGGGACGGAAGGCGCACCGAAUAUUUUUCAUACCGAAUUCGUCACACCGUUAACCAUACUUUUGAGUAUGUGGGAAAUUCAAAUUUUUCAAUCUUUCGUACCACGUCGUCGAAUGUAAAAGUUUCCGUUGAAAAUUUAUUUAUUACAUAAAAUUGCUUUUAAACAAUAUCCGAAUCGUUUUUAUGCCGUCGUAGGGUGGGAGGAGGAGGAUUCCUCUACUAAUCAAAAUUUUCUUUUCGCCAUCCACGCACAUUCGAAUUAAGAAAAUUGGAAAAGUUUACGAAAUGGCUAAUUUAUUUUAAACAGAAAACUUCGUAGGUUAAUCGAAAACCUUGUUUAAAGUACAGGGUGGGAAAGAGACUCAUUUAACACCCCUGCUACAGAAUAUAGAAUGUACAGUACUCAAAAGAACAUGCAUAACUCUGUAACCGUUCGAGGUAGGUGAAUAAAAUCUUUCGGAAAUCAAUUCCUAGUGAAAUUCUGACUCUAACGAUGUGUCACACGACUCCCUUCCCAUUGACAGUUUCGGAGUUGCAUUCAAUAUGAUGGCAAUGGAGAUGGCGGCCACCCGUCGAUCUAUUUUCCCUUUGGUCUAAUGUGUUCCGGACACCAGCGAAUUAACUUUGGGUACAUUCUAUAUUCUGUAGCGGGUAUGUUAUUAAGUGACCUUUCCCAACCCGUAUAUUUUUUUUCUAUACGACGGUGUGGCAAUUGCCAGUGAUACGACGGUGUCGUCGUCGGUUUAUUUAAAUCGGCCGUUGUAAAUUGAUUUUAAUUUUGCUGUCGUUUUGUGUAAAUUUCGAUGGCAUUGUUUCGGGAGUCGUCCUGGCCUGCACGGAUUAAAGUUUAUAGUUAUAGUUUUUCAUAUUAUAUAGGAAUCUGGAUUUUAAUGACCGCUUGGCUAUCGGUUAUUGUCGAACUAGAUUUUUUUUUCACCGUUAUUGGAAGAGAUCCAAUGUUAAUAUCCUCUCCGUAAAAAUUAUUUUUAAAUUCUCGACGGCCGGAAUUACCGUAAACCGUCGCGGAUCGCCCUCUUAGAUAUAAAGGUAACUCUUCUCUUAACUCCCUUCCGUAAUCAUUUUAUUUACAGCGGAUAGUACAGUUGAUAUAUAACACAGAUGUAUCGGCAUUUCCAUACUUUAAAAUUCGAGUCUGGUCUUAGAGAGGCUUUUUUUUAUUUUUUUUAAUUAUUAUUCCAUCCAGUUUUUGACAAAAUAAAGUGAAGUUUUACAAAAAUAAAUUAUAUGGAAUAUAAUUAAUUAAAAAUAUAUAAUUCACAAUCGGCAAAUGUGUGAAAAAAUUCGGCCUACGUUAUUGCAAUAGAGAAUAGAUACAUUGGAUAAUUAAAAUUUGUAUUCUUUAAUAUAUUUGUACGAUUUUAAAUAUUUAUUAUAUUUUCCAAUAAUUCCUUUAGUGUUUUUAAUUUUUUUUGUUUGUUCUUUUUUUAAUUACCGUAAUUUCUAGUCUAUUAAAAUUUAAAUUAGUUGAUAUUUUUGUUUUUUUGUCUGGAUCACGAUCUCCAAUGUGAAUUUGGUUAUUAAUUUACAUUUAUUUUGCGUUAAUUUUAUAUAUAAUGACAUUGCUGGAAUUUUUUUCUUACAGAAUAAAAUAAUCAUUAACUAAAAAGUACAAUUGCAAUUAAUUAUUUACGAUUUGAAUUACCCGUGCCUGAAAAAAGAACUUAAAUAUUUUUAUUUUUGCAAAUAAAGGCGGAAAUUUCACGUAAAACAUUAUUAUUAAACGGGAUAUUACAGAAAAGAUCCAACGGAUAAUUAAUUAUUUCGCUUUUGACUCGUUUACGGAACGUCCCAUUCAUCCUAACUUAUCACUAGUCAAGAAAUUAUAUAUAUAAGAUGAUUACGUUCGGUCUAUUGUGAAGGUAAUGUUUAAUAAAACGAUUGCGCGAUUAAUAUUUAUUUACAGACAAGACAAAAAAGAAAAGAAUAAAUAAGAAAAAAAAGCUGUAGCUUGGCAAUGUUGACAACCAUACGAAGUAGGUAAGAAGAACAUGGAAGGACAGUUGUAAUUCUUAGUUCUUAUUUGGCUGAGAUCCAGGAGUUAUUCACAAAUGCAACCUGGCAUGUUCCUACACGGCGACACCUAAGAAAGGGGUGGGACGAUUGUUUUAUUUAUAUAUCUCCUCGUCUGGUUCCGAGCACAUGACAUACGACCGUCGGGAAAGAAAGGUGUGCGAAGCGUUCUACGCUUUUAAUCAUGCGCGAACAAUUAUCUCGUUGCGAAAAAUGCGUGCAUCGCGUCCGAAGCGGUGCGACCUUCGUCAUGUCGCAUCUGGGAUUAGUGGCUGUGGUAGUGGGCUACACGGUCAUCGGAGGUUUCGCUUUUCAGGCUUUAGAAGAAGGCAACGAAGAAAGGAAGAGGAUGGAAAUAAUCAUGCUGCGAGCCAACGUGGUCGACACACUAUGGCUGAUUACCACCGACCAAAACAAGGUGCUGAAGAUGGAAAACUGGACGGAAAAAGCCAAGGACACGCUGAAAGAGUUCGAAAAAGCCGUGGUGCAGGCCAUGAGCUCCGAAGGAUACGACGGAAACGACGAAGGUCAGCUGCAGUGGUCGUUUCCUGGUGCUCUCUUCUUCUCCAUCAUCGUCAUCACUACUAUAGGUUACGGAAACGUUACUCCCAAAACCAAACUAGGUAAAAUAGUGACGAUUCUGUACGCCAUCGUGGGAAUACCUCUUCUCCUGUUGUGUCUAUCUAGCAUAGGAGACAUCAUGGCUCACAGUUUCAAGUUUAUUUAUUGGAAAGUUUGUUGUUAUUUGUGCAUUCAACCCAAAAAGCGGUCCAAACGUCACAGGUUCUCGCCGGAAAGGACUCCCGUCGACGAGUACGAAACAAAUCAGAGUGAGAAGUCUCCGCUGGAAACAUUCGACAGAAAUAAUAUAUUUGGUGACAAGUACGCGCGCGAUUACGGUUCUUCUCCGUCCACCCCUACUUCAUCUGUGCCUUUAGAAUCGUCCAAAUUUCCUUCGUCGGCGCAAACCAAGCAGGGCCAGUCCAAGUACGACCUUUAUUGCAACCACACCGACGUCAGCGGAGUACCAGUCAUUCCCAACAAGUACGUCAUCCAAAGCGAAAACGACGCUCAACGGGAAUUUCCCGCCUCUUCGUUACUGGACAUUCCUCCCACCAAGAGUCCUCCCGACAAAUCGAGAGAGUCCGAUCAGGGGAGUUGGUCGAAACAGGAGGAGAGGACUGUCAGCGACGACGUCAUAGACGACGAUUCGGACAGCGAGGUUUCCGAGGCAGAAGUGGAAGAAGUUACUGUUCCCGUGUCCCUGUGCGCGGCGGUGGUCAUAGGAUACAUAGCGGGCGGCAGCGCGUUGUUCAUGGAAUGGGAGAAGUGGUCGUUCGAAGACAGUUGGUACUUUUGUUUCAUCACCUUGACCACUAUCGGAUUCGGGGAUUUCGUUCCCGGAGCUUCGGUCUUGUCUCAUAACAAACACCACUUGAGCCUGAUACUUUGUUCGCUCUACUUGUUGUUUGGCAUGGCCUUGCUGGCCAUGUCCUUCAACUUGGUGCAGGAAGAAGUGACCAAAUCGUUCAAAGAAAUCGGCAAAAGGAUCGGGAUCCUUUCCGAAGACGAUGACGACAAUUAGACCAAAGUCUCCAUAUUUUUAGGACGAAAAUUAUUCGGAGUUUGUAAAGUAUUAUUUCCGCGGCCGAAAAAAUAUUUCUUCUUUACAGCUAGAUGGAAUUAUUUCCGCCAGAAUAAAAAAUACCAAAAGACGCACCUUGUAAAUUCCUAGUUCUUUCCUCGUUAUGCCCGA